AUGUUCCAGCCGUUCUUUGAUUAGUAGUUCUCACAGUUCAAGUGUCGUGAAAUCGGACGGCUUGAGGCCAAUUUCCGCAUUCCCUAUAGUUGGUUCAGCUCUUCUUACGUCGGAAAGGACAUGACUCAAGUACUUCCUCCACCCCUGAACGUUUCGCCGUUUAUUCGGGGCUCUCGCUGGAUUGCCUUUUUUGUCGGGAUCGGCUACGGUUCGUUCCACUAUAAUCGUCUUUCGAAGAAGGAGGCUCGUCGGCGCGAAGCUGAAUUGCAAUAUAAGUUAGAUCAGGCUAAGAAAAAGGCGGCUGAGAAGAUGCGAGCGAACCGCGCCGAAAUGUUGACAUUGGCUAAGGAAGUAGGCGUAGAAGUGCCCGCAGACUUUGACAAACAAUUUCCUUUGCAAUGAAUUUGUUGAUGGUCGUCAAAUGGGUAUAAUAAUGUGUGAUCGGUGAAAAACUAUGACGAGUGCAGCAUUUUUAUGUAACAUAGGAUUUAGAAUGGAAUAUUAAUUCAUUGAAAAAAAGAAUAAAUCAUUCUGACUACAAUUGAGUA
Varroa destructor (honeybee mite) is the source of this 548-nucleotide messenger RNA. RefSeq names its product ATP synthase, subunit E (gene ATPsynE). The record is from RefSeq and is a predicted model, not a curated record. Gene Ontology annotation, molecular function: proton transmembrane transporter activity. Lineage: Eukaryota; Metazoa; Arthropoda; Arachnida; Mesostigmata; Varroidae. Gene Ontology annotation, biological process: proton motive force-driven ATP synthesis. Gene Ontology annotation, cellular component: proton-transporting ATP synthase complex.